Colletotrichum truncatum is the source of this 2553-nucleotide messenger RNA. Its product is annotated as C2H2 type zinc finger domain-containing protein. Gene Ontology annotation, biological process: regulation of transcription by RNA polymerase II. Gene Ontology annotation, molecular function: RNA polymerase II cis-regulatory region sequence-specific DNA binding. The record is from RefSeq and is a predicted model, not a curated record. Lineage: Eukaryota; Fungi; Ascomycota; Sordariomycetes; Glomerellales; Glomerellaceae.
AUGACUAAAGAAGCUGGUUGUGCCACCUUCGACAUGAAUUCCUUUGCUCAAGACCAAGACCAUGAAAUUGGUGUAGAUUUUGGCCAAUUUGAACAGUUUAUAGAUCUUACUGGUCACCAGGAUCCAAUUAGUGCGUUGCAAGGCCAAUCUGCCGAUAAUGCUGCAUCACCUUCGUCGAAUUCAUCCGGGGGGGCGCCCUUGGCUGAAGACAUAGAAGGAGAUGCGGUCAAGUCUACGUCCUUAGACAAGGCCGAGAAGCCUAUGGAAAGCAAACCGGUGAAAGUUGGCAGCCGCUUCACAUCCAGCGCUGUCAAGGCUUUGAGAACCUGGUUUGAUACCCACGAACAGAAUCCGUAUCCGACCCCAAAAGAAAUCGACAGGCUGCAGAACCGAACCGGCUUAGAGAGACAGCAAAUUACCAACUGGUUUGCCAAUACGCGUCGUCGCAGAAAGUUCCAAUCACAUGCUGCCCCUGCUGCGCAAGUCUCAUCCUGGACUGAAAGUACUGCGGGGCCUGUUGACAUACCCGCUCGGACACCAACGCCAAUGCCAUUCGAGCUCAUGAACCCUUUACAACGUUGGGAGAAUUCGCCGCCGGAACACGAACCUGCUCUUGUAUCUGAUAUCUCUCGUGCUGUUGUUGCAUCAUCUGGGCAUUCGGAUUUUCCACGUCGUUCUCCCGUUUCGGGCAGGUCGUCAGAGAAUGCAUCCUCUAUCGGUAGCACUGGAACAUCACGCUCCAGCAGAGGCUCAGGGUCGAACAAUUCUGCAUACUCGUAUGGUUCCAGACGGUCUGCUGGGUCGCGAGACUCAAACAAGAUUUCGAAUCGACGGAGAAGACGUGGGAUUACAAAAUCUCAAAAAGUACAGCGGAUUGGCUUGCAGCAAGUACGCAACAUGUACCAAUGCACGUUCUGUACGGAGACAUUCAAAACGAAAUAUGACUGGCAGCGACAUGAGAAAUCCUUACAUCUUUCGCUCGAGCAAUGGGUAUGUUCACCUAAUGGCCCAACGGAGAUUCACCCCGAGAAAGGCAAGGUCUGCGUCUAUUGUGAAGAGUCGGAUCCUGCCACGUCCCAUCUGGACGGGCACCAUCAAGCUGCAUGUUCAGAGCGGCCUCUUGAAGAGCGCACAUUCUACAGAAAAGACCACAUGCGGCAACACCUGAAGCUCGUACACGGAUCGAGUCAGAUAACACGACUGAUGACAGAUAAGUGGAAAUCAGCCACCAGCAAAAUUCUCUCAAGGUGCGGAUUCUGUGGCGCCCGCUUUGAAACAUGGGCAAGUAGAGUUGAUCACCUUGCACAUCAUUUUAAGAAUGGGAGUACAAUGGCAGAAUGGGAGGGAGACUGGGGCUUCGAGCCUUCUGUAGUGGACAUGCUAGACAAUGCCAUGCCACCGUACCUUAUUCGAUUCGAGCUAUCCGCACCACUUCCUUACGCUGCAAGUAUUGGGCCAGCAGAUACGUCUUCCAGCGCCUACGAACUUCUCAAACUUGAAGUUGAAUACUAUGUACGCAACUACUAUGAAAGCAAGCAAAGCCUGCCUUCCGAUGAUGAGCUUAAAUAUGAAGGCUGCAGCAUUAUCUUCGGUGCUGAAUUCUUCGCACCUGCACUUGCCCCUUCGUCUCCGUCUUGGCUCAGGGAUUUGUUCAUGCGCUCGGCAGAAAUCGCCACAAGAGCUCGAUUUCGACCUAUGAACCAACUGGCAAAGUUCCGAAUGAGCCAACUUCGUAUCAAUGGAAAGAUGAACAUUUUUGAAGACUGCGAGCUCGAGUCACAACUCUGCCGAUACGUUGCGAUACAAUCCACGCAACGCGUAAUUCCAAAUCAUGAGAUUCAACAAGCAGCGUGUGUCAUAUUGAGCCAAGUGGAGUCGUCUUCCAUAAAUCCUUCAAGACGGUUUGCGGGCUUUUUGGUCCGUCUGAUAUGGGAGUCCACUGAUUGGAUCAAUCCCCUGCGGCAAAGGGGGAGCCAGUACUCACAGGGUACUUUAUCGCAGGAGGAAGCGUCAGUAUUUAACUAUGGAGACGAUCCGAAUCAGCUUAAUGGCUUCUAUGGUGACCUUGCGAGUUUCGGGCAAAUGAGUUGCACGGCUGAGAGUAACCCAAACUUGGCAAGCUCAAGCAACCUAUUUCAACAGUUUGGAGCCUCAGCAGCCCGAAAUUCACAAGAUGCCUCUUUACAGAAUCCUACUGUCUUGGGAACUGAUAAUUCAGGAGAAUCAGCCCAAGACUUUUACAUGCGUCUGCAGACUGCCAAAACACUCUUCGAUGGCUCUGGGUAUCCACUCCUUGAAGAACGCCCAUCUCGAAGUGCGGUGCCCUUUUUCCUUAACGAUCUGAAUAGAUAUCGUCAUCUGGCAAAAGAAUUGUCCCGGUUUGUAGCUAGCACCAUGUCCCCUAAUAAUCCCAACAGCCAUGUACCCACUGAUGAGGAAAUCAGACAUCAAGCAAGGUGGAUUUUAUAUGACGACGGCGAUCCUUGGAAUCAAACACCCGCGGAUGUUGAAGAGUGGUUCUUGGAAUUUAAGAAAAAUAAUGGUCUGUUGUAA